AUUUAAAUCCUGAUUUGAUCGCGACAUUUGGAUCCCACGUGCGGCAGCUGAGGCUCCGGGUAGUUGUAGUACUUUGCGGACUUCUACCACGAACAGCAAAACUGUUGUGAGAGUCAUAUUCACAGAAACCGUCUACGUUGGCAGCCACCGGAUGUGGGUCUCGUUCUGCUGUCCACUGCCUUGCAUGUUCAGGACGCCAUCGCAGCCCGUGUUAGGUGACACCUGGAGCCCCACAGAAGCAAAGGGAAAGUGCACCUGAGUGACCCUGUUACAUUGGCUGGGAGGCAGAUAGCCAGCACACCCACCAGCCUCGGUAUCACCCUCUUAUCUCCUGCGGUAGACCAAUAGCCCUCACCGUGUACCAGCAAGCCCGGUGGAACAAGAGGGGAAAGAUAAGAGACGGUCCCUUCUCGGCACCAAUGAGGGAAUGGAGAGACUGUGCAUUAGUUGCACAGAUGGAGAAAUGAACGACAAACACAGCAUUACUGCUACGCCUUCGCUCUUAUAUACAGAGAUUCUGUGCUGAUCUACUACUCGGGUUACGCUCCCCAUCAGAUGGCGUUCUGCCUGGCUGAGCUGCACUUGUGGUCCACCAAGAGCUCACUCCAAGUCAAAGAUACCGAUAUUGGCACCUAUCAGUACUAUGAUAAAGGAGAGCCAGCUAUUUCCUUGGAGCAUCACUACUACAAUGACAAACUCCAGUAUUGUGAAGCUCGAGGCUAUUCGUGGACCCCCAGGAACCGCCGACCAGAGAAGCUGCGCGAUUCGCUGAAGGAGCUGGAGGAACUGUUGCAGACCAACACAUGCAUUCACACCAGAUGGAGGAACAAACACUGGUGCCAGGUAAUGCUAAGCAGCGGAAUACUGGUGACCCUGACUUUAAAUGGACCUCAACUUGAACAAGUGUGCGUCGACCGCACGUUAGUGAGCCGGCUGCCAGCUAACACGGUGACGGAUGUGGUGCUGAGUGACAGCCUGAUUCUGCUGUCCUUCCUGGAGCAGAGCCAAGUGGCUGCAGUUUACCUUCACAAAAAGAACCAGGACCCUCCAGAGACUGGCAGACGAACAGACAAACUCUCACCCUCUGAAAUGAAGGUCGUGCAUGUGGAAGUGAGCGGGCGGCGUCCCCAGCUCCACAGACGCGUCGCUCUCAACCGCCCCCAGGACGUAGCGCUCUGCUGGUGGAACCUGGACGAGCCCAGUGAGGAGCUCUGGCCCUGGGCACCCACACAUACACAGCCCAACAACCUGACCAUUCUCAGCUGCUCACCAGCUGAAGGCCUCAAGGUUGUAAGCUCGGUACGGACAGAAGGAAAUCUUCUAGACUGCCGUUUCAGUCAGCUUCAGCCCCACCAGCUGCUAACAGUAGAGCUGCCUCCUGGACCACAAGGAUCCAUAGAGGGGUCCUGGGUGGACUCCUGUGUGUAUGAAUGUGCACGGGGGCGCCUGCACCGCCUGUCUGUGGCUCGCAUCCCACUGCCAUCCCAUCCCGUUUCCUGCUCGCGCCACCCUGCUGAGACCAUGCUUCUGCUGGGCCUGAGUGACUGUUCUGUGCUCCUGUAUGACCAGCGACGGGAGGUUUCUGUGCUCGCCUCUUGCCCUGCGUCACCCACCCUCCUUGCCUGGCACCCCGCUGGGUCGGUAGCCGUGGUAGGGGGAGGACAGGCUGACUUGAUGUGCUUUGAUGUGGGCUUGGCACCUGUAAGCAUGGCUCUGGUAGCGGAGGAGGCAUAUUCAGCUACCACGCUAGGACUAGCUCAGCACCUGCGCUGCUCUGGAGGCCUGGAGCUGCUCCAGUGGGGGACAGGCCUGGAUGGUGCCCCAGAGAGGACAGAUCUCCUGAUGUUAGGCUUUCAUGGUGGACCACUAGGAGCCCUGAGAUUCAGACUAGCCGGACUCGAUGUGACAGGGGCUCUGACUGGAGGCCAGAUGGGUCCAGGGGAGCUUCUCCAGCAGCGACUGCGUUGUGGCCAGGCUAGAGAGGCGCUGGGCAUCCUAGAGGCCAUGGACUGGAGCACCAUGGGAAACGAGUGCUUUCGAGGCCUUAGUGCAAUCACCAACCAUCUGCUGCGGCUGGAGCUAAAUGCAGAGAGAGAGGCCCAGCUACAAGCAGCUCUGGGUGUGUUUUAUGCUCCACCUGCUCCACUCCCUGAUGCGGUGGUACUGGAAUACAGAGAGAUGAUCAGCAAGUAUGCCCACCGCUUUUUUCACCACCUCCUCAGACACCAGCGCUUUGAGAAGGCCUUCCUUCUUGCUGUAGAUUUGGAAGCCAGUGACCUUUUCAUGGACCUCCAUUACGUUGCCAGCGAUAAGGGUGAGGUGGUUCUAGCGGACGUGGCGAAGAGGAAAGCUAAUGAAAUCGAGGCUCAGGCCAUCGCAAGCAACGAUCUUCUGAGAGGCAGGAACAGCGUGUGUGGUUCCCACUUUGGGGAAAAACUGACGGAGAGGAACCAAAGAGAACCAGUGGCUUCGCAUUCAGGCACUUCCUCAGCACGUCUUGAGCAAAGUCGAAGGCGAUUACAAGCAGAGGACGUACGUGUGACUGUGAACCCAGAUGUUUUCAUGACGCUGAGACAAACAGUGUCACGGCGGGUUUUACAGAAGCAUCUUCCAACAUCUUGUGUCGCUUCGUUUUGUUCUGCAGGAGGCAGUGAAGGCGGCAAAGAUGGGCUGGAUGACGACGUCGACCCUGGGAUGAUUCAUGUGGUGCAUUUAGGGAUGGUUUGAAAACACUUCAUUCCUGUUUUAUACACUACGUAGUUACUUAUUUGCUAAACUAGCUGUGUAGGAAUCACACGGUCUUAUUGUAUGUACCCACGGUGACUGUAUGAAUGUCUGAUAAAAGUCAAAUAAUACAUGGGCGUUAUGAUAAGCCUUUAUUUUUUUAGACCUGUCAUAGUAUAUCUGUGAAAUUUAAACCAAGUCAAAAAUGCUGUGCAGCUCCAUGAACGUCAAUUCAGGUUAUUUUCUGCCUUAGUGAAGUCUAAAUCAAAUGAACCUUAAAAGAAAACAGUUACACUGGGUCCUUCCUUUUACGAGCAUGACAGAAAAUGUUUUAAACCUUGCCAUUAAUCAUCCAGAAAAAAUAAAGACUUCUAUUAUACUUCCA
This is a messenger RNA of Betta splendens (Siamese fighting fish), 3109 nucleotides long. RefSeq names its product WD repeat containing planar cell polarity effector (gene wdpcp). The record is from RefSeq and is a predicted model, not a curated record. Gene Ontology annotation, molecular function: protein binding. Gene Ontology annotation, biological process: cilium organization; establishment of protein localization; nervous system development. The transcript has 22 exons. The coding region runs from base 556 to 2727 and encodes 723 amino acids. Lineage: Eukaryota; Metazoa; Chordata; Actinopteri; Anabantiformes; Osphronemidae. Gene Ontology annotation, cellular component: axonemal basal plate.